This is a messenger RNA of Erythranthe guttata (spotted monkey flower), 1586 nucleotides long. Its product is annotated as UDP-galactose transporter 1. Lineage: Eukaryota; Viridiplantae; Streptophyta; Magnoliopsida; Lamiales; Phrymaceae. The record is from RefSeq and is a predicted model, not a curated record.
CUUAAGGCGUGAAGGUAGACGAGAAAUCCCCACACGUUUUGAGUUCUUUCCCAAAAUCAAAACUAAGUACCAAAAAUUAAAUUAAUUUAAUUAAAUUUAAUUAAACACCCAAAAUUAAAAAGACCUUUACAUAUACACCCCUUAAUUAUUAUGACACUUCUCCACCAGGCUGAAUACAGCCUUCCCCUUCCACCGCCGUUACACUUGCACCCCCAAAAUUAUUGAAAUUCCCAACUCCUCCCUCUUUCAGUUUCGAUUUUAUUUGAUUUAAUCCCCUGUUUCUGGGUGAAGGUUUGAUUUUGAUUUAUCGGAAAUCAGGAAUCGGGGUUUGGUUUGAAAAGUUAUGGAGGAGAGUCGGUUGUGCCAGUGGAGUGUAAUCCGAUCCGUACUUGCUAUUCUUCAAUGGUGGGGUUUCAAUGUCACUGUUAUCAUCAUGAACAAAUGGAUCUUCCAGAAACUGGAUUUUAAGUUUCCAUUGACUGUGUCGUGUAUUCACUUUAUAUCAUCUGCGAUCGGUGCAUUUGUGGUAAUUAAAGUGCUAAGACUAAAGCCGCUAAUUACCGUUGAACCUGAAGAUCGCUGGAAGAGAAUAUUCCCCAUGUCGUUUAUAUUUUGUAUCAACAUAGUUUUGGGAAAUGUGAGCUUACGGUAUAUUCCAGUUUCAUUCAUGCAAACUAUCAAGUCUUUCACCCCUGCCACAACAGUUUUGUUGCAGUGGCUAAUCUGGAAAAAGUUCUUUGAGUGGAGAAUUUGGGCUUCGUUGGUUCCUAUUGUUGGAGGGAUUUUACUCACUUCUGUCACAGAGCUCAGUUUUAACAUGCUAGGGUUUUGUGCUGCUUUAUUCGGUUGUCUUGCUACUUCUACGAAGACUAUUCUUGCUGAAUCUCUCUUGCAUGGAUACAAAUUUGACAGUAUAAACACAGUGUACUACAUGGCACCAUUUGCUACUAUGAUCCUGGCUGUGCCAGCUCUGCUACUGGAAGGAUCGGGGGUCGUUGCAUGGUUUUAUACAUGCCCCUCUCUUUUCUCUUCUCUUGUAAUAAUCUUCGGUUCUGGAGUCAUGGCCUUUUGCCUCAACUUCUCUAUCUUUUACGUCAUCCACUCGACGACAGCUGUCACCUUCAAUGUUGCUGGAAAUCUAAAGGUUGCUGUGGCUGUGACAUGUUCGUGGCUGAUCUUCCGGAACCCAAUUUCCAUGAUGAAUGCGGUUGGUUGUAGCAUAACGCUGAUCGGUUGUACCUUCUAUGGAUACGUGAGGCACAUGCUCUCACACCAAACACCCGGUACCCCUCGCACACCUCGAACUCCAAGGGGCAAAAUGGAGUUGCUUCCGUUAAUUAACGAUAAGUUAGACGACAAAGUUUAAUUUCUUCUAAUCACCAGAGGGAACUGGUUAUAGAUAUUUACUGUAGAAAUCAAAGAAGAGUUCUUUUUUCUUUAUUUUCCCUAUCUUUUUUUUUUUUGUUCUUCCGAGGAUCGUAUGGAAAAAUUAAGUAAGAUUCGUCGCCCCCUCGAUGAAAUGUACUGUUUCUUGUUUUUAAACAUAGUGAUUAAUAGAUGAACAGGGGAUGCCUACAAUCUAUACA